CCCCGAGGCCUGUCCUGGUGAAAAUCACCAUGUUAGCAGAUUUAGUGGAGGAACUGAAGAAGACUGGACUCCAAGCUGCUCCUGCUGAUCACUGCUAUGCUGGACCUGAAGAUGUGGCCUGUGAUGUCUGCACUGGAAGAAAAAUGAAAGCCUUCAAGUCCUGUUUAGUCUGUCUGGCAUCUUACUGCGAGAAACACCUUCAGCCUCAUUAUGAUGUGGUUCCAUUAAAGAAACACAAGCUGGUGGAGCCCUCCAAGAAGCUCCAGGAGAACAUCUGCUCUCGUCAUGAUGAGGUGAUGAAGAUGUUCUGCCGUACUGAUCAGCAGAGUAUCUGUUAUCUCUGCCCUGUGGAUGAACAUAAAGACCAUGACACAGUCUCAGCUGCAGCAGAAAGGACUGAUAGGCAGAGAGAGCUGGAGGUGAGUCGACAAUACAUCCAGCAGAGAAUCCAGGACAGAGAGAAAGAUGUGAAGCUGCUUCAACAGGUGCUGGAUCCCAUCAAUCAGUCUGCUGAUAAAACAAUGGAGCACAGUGAGAAGAUCUUCACUGAGCUGAUCCAUCUCAUCCAGAAAAGAUCUGAUGUAAAGCAGCAGAUCAGAUCCCUGCAGGAAACUGAAGUGAGUCGAGUCAAAGAGCUUCAGGUGAAGCUGGAGCAGGAGAUUACUGAGCUGAAGAGGAAAGAUGCUGAGCUUAAGCAGCUCUCACAUACAGAGGAUCACAUCCAGUUUCUACACAACUACCCCUCACUGUCAGCACUCAGUGUGUCUACAGACUCAUCCAGCAUCAAUACCCAUCCUCUGAGGUACUUUGACAUAGCUGCUGUCACAUCCUCAGAGGUCCUCGGUCCUCCAGAGUAG
Oreochromis niloticus (Nile tilapia) is the source of this 857-nucleotide messenger RNA. RefSeq names its product tripartite motif-containing protein 29-like. Gene Ontology annotation, molecular function: zinc ion binding. The record is from RefSeq and is a predicted model, not a curated record. Lineage: Eukaryota; Metazoa; Chordata; Actinopteri; Cichliformes; Cichlidae. The transcript is spliced from 2 exons. Bases 30 to 857 code for a protein of 275 amino acids.